CCGGAGUUGUGUUUAUGACAUUCUCGAAGAUCAACCACCCUUUAACAUCCCACCUUCAACCACUUCCUCACCUCACCGACUCACCUGGCACUCGCUCUUCGCGCGCCAUGGUGACGGGUGUCAAGAGUUUUCUUACUUUUCCUUGAUUGUUGGGCGCUUGUGGUGGGCGCGCAAACUUCUCGUUCACCUUGGCCUUACUUCAGUAACACCCCUUCGGUCAACGUUACUUCGCUUCCACCAUGGCGGCCGAGAUCGAUAUCCGAGCCGUUUCGGCCUUCUCUUCGCUUCCGGAAAGCACCAUCACCUCCCUACGCGAAAGUCCUUCGCCUGCUCAAAUCGACGAGUUUCUGCGCGCCCUUCUACCAAAGAUCAAAGAGUGCGAGCAGACCAGAUCAAAACAAGUCAGAACAGAGGUCGAAUUAGAGACUUUUGUGAGGACAAGCGAGUCAAAAGCAAAGGUUCUACAGAACUCGCGAGACAAGGCACUUGCGGAGUCAAGCAAGUUACGCGUUGAAUUGCAGACUACGGAAAAUGCGAAAUCGAGAUUGGAGACUGAAUUGGACCAGAUGCGGUCUGUUGCCGCAAAUGAGAACUCCGAAAUCAACACCCUCAAGUUGAGGAUCAAUUCUCUCGAAACUACCAACCGUGAUACUCUCGCCCUGCUUGAGUCCAAGACUACUGCCUACGAAAACCUGUCGCAAGAUCUUGCAGCCCAGCACCAGAAGGCAGCAGAACUCAGAAAGCAGAUUGCUAACCUUGAACAGUCGACUCAGUCGGCCAAUGCCUUGGUUGCGAGCGCCAAAUUCAAGGAGCAGAGUCUUUUGCAGGAGGUGGACUUGCUCAAGAAGAACAAUGAGUGGCUCGAGAAUGAGCGAAAGAUCAAGGCCGAUGAACACACCAAUUUCCGCAAAGAGAAAAACGCGCGGAUUUCAGAAUUGUCAAGAUCCAACGAGCAGUACAUCUCCGAGGCAGAGGCUCUGAGACGGUCAGAGACAGCCCUUAAACAUCGCUUGCAGGAGCAAGCUGCGAGAUUUGAAGAGACCCUCGAGGAGAUGCAAAAAUUGCGUGAGGACAAGAUCUCUGCGGACGAGUCACACCGAGUAGAACUCGAGAGCAUAACUCGACUUGCCGAACUGCAGGCUGCAUCUGCUGAAACGGCAAAACAGCGUGUUCAAGAGCUUUCGGCCGCCCUAGAGGAGGCUCGUGAAGAGGCUGCGGAAGAGAUUGGUACCAUUCGUGCCGAGAUUGAGACCGAGCACAAUGACCGCAUCGCUGCCGAAGAGCGGAUCGUCGAGCUGGAGAGAUCAUUGGAACAACUGUCCAAUGAACUUGAGCAAGCUCGAGCACGACCAAGCACUCCUCAACGUGGCAUGAACGGCUCAGGCAUCACAACACCCAUGCGGCCUGGGACUCCCAGCGUUGUCUUUUCACCGUCCUCUAUAUCGAGACCAAAGGCUCAGAUGACCGUGACCCAGCUAUACACCGAAUACAAGAAACUUGAAGGUGAUCUCGCCAGUGAGAGACGGGCUAAUGAGCAACUUCGCGAGAAUCUGGAUGCAAUGGUUGAAGAGCUCGAGAACAACAAGCCAGAAAUCGAGGAGCUGCGGAUGGACCAUGACCGAUUGCAAAGUGAAGUCGUGGAGAUGUCAAGCAUCGUAGACAAAGCUAAUGCUGGUCGAGACUCUGCCGUCAAAGAACUCAGACAAUGUCAAGGUCAGCUUGAAAGCAAGUCAAGAGAAGUUGAGGUCCUCACGCAGCAACUUCGCGAUACUGGCUCUCAGAUUCGCUUCCUUCUUAUCGAACAACAUGUUCGAGAGCAAGGUGGCGCCAUGACCCGGGACGACUUCGAUGAUCUCGAGAGACAAGCUAACGAAGCCAUGGCACAAGAUAUGGCCAACCUGUCUGAGACGCAGCAAUUAGUCAACCAACGUUUGAUUGUGUUCAAGAACGUCAGUGAACUUCAGCAUCAGAACGAAUCUCAGCUCAAGACAAUUCGCAACCUGGUCAGCGAACUCGAGAGCGCUGUGGCAAAGGAAAAGGAACAGCAAACCAUUGCUCUGAAGGAGGAGCUUGAGCAGGCUCGUGCUCAGAUCUCUUCGUACCAGGACGAGCUAAGAACCAUGGUGGCUCAAACCAAGAGCUUUGUCAAGGAGAGAGACAUGUUCCGGAAUAUGUUGACUCGACGUGGCCACUUGUCGAGUGGACAACUGCAACCUCAUGACUUUUCGAGAUCACUGCCCGUGCCCAGUGGUGAGUCGCCGGCUGGUUCUGUAGCUGGCGGCGAAUCUGACUACGCCAAACUCCUCAAGGAUCUUCAACGACAUUUCGACACAUACCGACAAGAGGCCGCGACUGAUCAUACUGCCUUGAAGAAUCAAGUGGACGACAUGAGCAGGAAGAACUCUCAAUUGCAAACCGAGAUCAGCCGGACAGUAGGACAAUUGACUGCUGCUAAUCAACGAUACGAGAUGUUGCAGGCCAAUUACAAUUCCCUCAAGACCGAAAAUAGUGAAAUCCAGAAGAGAUCUUCUGUUGCCAUGGAAAAUGCCAUGAAACAAGAGGUCAAGACACAGCAAGUGGCUGAGGAGCUUGUUGAAGCUCGAGGUCUUGUUGACAGUCUACAACGCGAUUCUGCAAAUCUCAAAGCCGAGAAAGAUUUGUGGAAGACUGUUGAGCGAAGAUUGAUUGAAGAUAACGAGUCCCUCCGAAGCGAACGAGGUCGACUAGAUCAACUCAACGCAAGCUUGCAGUCCAUGAUCAAUGAGCGUGAGCAGACAGAUGUGGAGAGCAGACGUCGCCUUCAAGCACAAACUGAAUCAUUAGAAGCGGAGCUUCAGUCCGUGAAGAGAAAACUCAACGACGAGAUCGAAGAGAGCAAGAAGGCUUCCUUGAGACGGGAAUACGAGCACGAGCAGAGCCAGAAGCGAAUUGACGAUCUCGUCACAAGUCUAGGCGCCACAAAGGAGGAAUUGGCAUCUGCUAAGACUGCUAGAGAUCAUCUCCAAGCUCGAGUGGAUGAACUCACGGUCGAGCUCCGCUCUGCAGAGGAACGCUUGGAAGUCCUGACCAGACCUUCGGAACCAAUAGCUCAAACAAAUGGCGCCGAGGAGAGCUCUCUGACCAAGGAGCAGGAGUUGUCCGUGGAAGUUUCCGAGCUUAAACGAGACCUGGAGCUCAAGGUUGCCGAGCUCGAAAGAGCAAAUGAGCAAGUUGAAGUCUACAAGAACAUCAGUCAAUCAAGCGAGGAACGUCUUCAAGAGCUUGGGGACACCAAUGAUCAAUAUCGCGAAGAGACGGAAGCUAUCAUUGCCGAAAAGGAUGCAAAGAUCAAGGACCUCGAACAGCGCAUUGAGGAUAUAUCUUCGGAGCUCAACACUACAAACUCCGAAUUGUCCAAGUUGCGUGACGAGCAAGCCGAGGCAGGUCGUAAGCUUGAUGACCAGAAAGCCAGCUUCGAAGCUGAAAUUGAGCGUCUUAAGGAGGAAGCUGAGAAGAGCGCCGAGCAAGCUCAAUUCAACCUGGAAGCUUCCAAGGUGCAAGCACAGAUCGCCACCGAAGCUCAACAGAACUAUGAGAAUGAGCUGGUCAGACAUGCUGAUGCCGCGAAGACCCUACAUACUGUUCGGGAAGAGACGAACAAGCUUAAGCUUGAAGUGGUUGAUCUACGAACCCAGUCGGAGACCAUGAAAGCAGACCUUGAACAAAAACAGAGUAGCUGGAAUGAGAUGAAAGACCGAUACGAGAGAGAGAUUUCCGAUCUCAAGAAGCGUCGGGAGGAAGUCAUGCAACAGAACAACCUUCUUCACAGCCAGCUUGAGAGUGUCACUCAGCAGAUCAGUACUAUCCAGCGUGACCGGGCUGCUUUGGCGGAAGGUGAAAACGCUGAAGCAUCAGGGCAGCCGUCUGCUGAACUGGACAAAUUGCAGGAGGUGAUCACAUACCUUCGACGUGAAAAGGACAUUGUCGACGUUCAGUACCAGCUAUCAGUUCAAGAGGCCAAGAGACUGCGGCAACAGCUGGAAAUGACUCAAUCCCAGCUUGACGAUACUCGGCUCAAGCUCGACCAGCAACGUCGCACCGAGGCCGACGCUGAGCGCAAUGCCAUCAACUACAACAAACUCAUGGAGACCUUAAAUGAAUUGAAUGUCUACCGAGAAAGCAGCGUCACCCUGCGAGCAGAGUCGAAACAAGCCACUCAAGCUUUAGCUGAGAAGUCCAAACGUGUGGAAGAGCUUGAGGGCGAGAUUCAGACGGUACACGCUCGUGUUGCAGAACUCGAAAACCUCCUUGAGCUGCGCGAAGGCGAACUGAAGCUGAGCCAGGAAGACCGUGAUCACUGGCAACAGCGUUGUCAAAAUAUUCUUUCCAAGUAUGAUCGAGUUGAUCCAGCCGAAAUGGAAGCACUCAAAGAAAAGAUCAGCACCCUCGAAGAAGAGCGAGACGAGGCUCGAGCUGAACUUCAAAACGCCAUUACCGAACGCGAUGAAGCACGAACCUCUCUCCAGGAGCAGAUCGAUGGACUGCCUACGGCUAUCAAGAAUGCUAAAACUGAACAGAAAACUGUCCUCGAGACUCAGUUCAAAGAAGUGAUGAGAAAGAGUCGGGCGGCCCUUAGUGAGAGGAAGGCUGAGCUUGAUACUGCACUUGCCGAGAAAGCUGCCUUGCAAGAGGAACUGGACUCUGUCAAGGAACAGCUAGCCGCCGUUCCAACUGAAGCUGCUUCUUCUCCAACUCAGGUGAACGGUGUCGCUGAAGCACCUACAGCCGGAAAUACAAACAACACCACCACUGAUAACGCCGAGGUAUCUGCACUAGAAGCCAAAGUCAAGGAGCUUGAAGCUGCUGUGGCCGCAAAAGAGCAAGAACUUGAAGAGCUCAAGUCAGCACAAGAUCAAAAGUACAAUGAGAGGGUGGGGGCUAUGGAGAAGAUUCUGAAUAAGAGAUUACAGGAAUUCAAGAAUGAAGCUCAGCAAGCCAAGGCUGCUGCGCUAGAAGAGUUGAGUCAGAAGCUCGAUGCUCAGCAUCAACAGGAACUCGAAGCUGUAAGAGCAAACUCUGUGCCAGUGGCUACUGAACUACAGAAGGCCGCCGAAGGUGUUGCAGAAGCCACUACGGAGACUACGUCGUCUGUCAGUGCUGGCGAAAUUCCUGACGAAGCUCUAUUAAAGCUGCCGGAGGAGAAGGUGAAGUUCCUGGUCAACAAUCAUGAAUCUCUCCGCAGAAUUGUCGCCAACAACGUUCGCAAGCGGCUCGAAAAAGAAAGAGAAGAGUUACGCGACACUCUCCGGAAGGAAAUGAUGCAGGAAUUGGGCGCUCAGGGUGGUGAGCCUUCUUCUCAAGACGUUCAAGAGCUGGAACGGAAACUGGAUGCCGAGAAGGAGUCCAUUAUCAAGCAAAAGGAGUCCGAGUUCAACGAAGAGAAGGAGGCACUCAUCAAGAGAUAUGAGGACAACAUUGCGCGAGAAAAACAAGCUUUGAUCAUCAAACAUCAAGAAGAGCUCAAUUCUCAGAAGCUUCAAUUCGACCAGGAAUCGGAGAGGAAGAUUCAAGAGCAGGUUAGGAACGCAGAGCAAAUGAUGGAAAAAAGAAGUGCCGUCAAGGUGAACAUGGCUACAAACAAAGCCGCUGCGGCGACAGCAAAGCUCGAUGUCGUCAAAAAGGCUGCUGAAGAGACUCCUGAGAAGCCAGUGGGAGAAGUUUGGGAGGUUGCUAAAGACACCAAGCCCCCUCCAGCCGCUCCCAAGCCGGCAGCGCCAGCAGCGCCAGCCACGCCUGUUGCACCUGUCGCGCCAGCCGCUCCCCCAGCGCAACCUCCGGCGACUCCAGAUAGCAAGCCCAACGGAGCGCCACCGACUGCGGCCACCAAGACCGAGCAUCCUGCCCCUACCCAAGCUGCCACUGAACCGCCAACUCAGAAGCCUGCCACGCAGUCAGCACCUGUCGAACCGGGCAGACAACCGCAAGGGGGCGGUGUUGCAUUGAUGCAACAAUUGCAGUCCGGUAUCCCAAGAGGAGGCUCUGUGCGUGGUGGUAGGGGUAGUGGCAUUCCUCGUGGACGAGGUGCUCAAAGAGGUCGGGGAGGCGCCCAUGUCCAAACAGGUAUACCACAGCAGGCCAGAGGUGGCGGUAAUGCUGGCAGCCCGGGGCGAAAUUUGAAUCCUCAAGCAGCACAAUUUACUCCUGGCAGCGGGAACAAGCGAGCCCGUGAGGAUGCAGGAGCGGCAGAUGAUGGCGGACAGGGAAAGCGGAUUCGCGGUGAAGGAGCGUCUUAGGCUCUUCGUGUCAUUUUCUUUUGUGUAAUGGCGGGAUCGUAUUCGGAAGGGGUAUUUGCAUGGCGACGGCGAAAGGGAGGCUGGUUGACGUGUUUGCAACAUUUGAUGCAUGAGGGAAUGCCGGGCUCGAGCUGAAGACUCAGAAAAGCGACACCAAGAUCUCGAGAUACGGGAUGGGAAGUCGAGAAUUAGUGUAUGAUGUACAAAAAAUUCCUCGCUGGAGGCAAGGGCUAGCAUUCUCCGGCAUUCUACGUGCUACGCUCUUUCAACUAGCGAUCUUCUCCUCCAA
Exophiala xenobiotica is the source of this 6561-nucleotide messenger RNA. RefSeq lists its product as uncharacterized. The record is from RefSeq and is a predicted model, not a curated record. Gene Ontology annotation, cellular component: nuclear pore. The coding region runs from base 240 to 6272 and encodes 2010 amino acids. Gene Ontology annotation, molecular function: structural constituent of nuclear pore. The transcript has 2 exons. Lineage: Eukaryota; Fungi; Ascomycota; Eurotiomycetes; Chaetothyriales; Herpotrichiellaceae. Gene Ontology annotation, biological process: protein import into nucleus; mRNA export from nucleus.